Daucus carota subsp. sativus is the source of this 1736-nucleotide messenger RNA. Its product is annotated as serine carboxypeptidase-like 13. The transcript is spliced from 14 exons. Gene Ontology annotation, molecular function: serine-type carboxypeptidase activity; acyltransferase activity, transferring groups other than amino-acyl groups. Gene Ontology annotation, biological process: proteolysis; secondary metabolic process. The record is from RefSeq and is a predicted model, not a curated record. The coding region runs from base 130 to 1551 and encodes 473 amino acids. Lineage: Eukaryota; Viridiplantae; Streptophyta; Magnoliopsida; Apiales; Apiaceae.
GACUCACACGAGAAGUUGACACCUGACCUUUGAACUGACAAGAACCUCAUGCCACAUGCUAAAGCUAUUUACAGGCUAACUGGUUAGCAAGUAGGACACUUGUAUUGCAGGGUAAAGGUUGGAGAAGCAAUGCAAAGAGUUAGGUUACUUAUUGUUCUUCUUGCAGGUCUAUCAUGUCCUACUUUCUCGCAGAAGAUAGUCAAGGCUUUACCAGGGUUUCCUGGGGAACUUCCCUUUAAACUUGAAACAGGAUAUGUGGAAGUAGGAGGGAAAGAAGAUUUGGUGCUGUUCUAUUAUUUCGUGCAAUCCGAAAGGAAUGCUAGUGAGGAUCCUCUCUUGAUCUGGAUUUCUGGAGGCCCUGGUUGUUCUUCUUUUCGGGCAUUCAUGUAUCAGCUUGGUCCGCUCACAAUCGACUACGAUGAUACUACUAAAGAAAUACCAGAUUUGCAUUUGAAUCCAUAUUCUUGGACAAAGUUCGCCAACAUAAUCUUCAUGGACGUGCCUAUAACGGGAUUCUCCUACUCAAAAUCUCCGGAAACUUAUAAAAAUAGCGAUACCUUGUCACCAAAAUACACUUAUGAAUUCCUUUGUAAGUGGCUUGAGAAGCAUCCUCAGUUCAGGAGCAAUCCUCUGUACAUCACUGGUGUUUCCUACUCAGGACUCACUAUUCCGGCCGUUGUUGAAGAGAUAUUUAAUGGUAAUGAAGCUGGAAAUGAGCCGAGAAUCAAUAUUGAAGGGUAUGUUCUCGGCAAUCCACUAACAGUUAAGGAUAUCGACUUUAAUGCUCGAAUUCCAUAUGCUCAUCGAAUGUCACUUCUAUCGGAUCAAAUAUUUGAGUCGACGAAACUGAGCUGCAAGGGCGAUUACAUCAAUGUGAAUCAAAGCAACACAUUAUGUCAAAAUGAUCUGCAACAAGUGAAUCAGUGCCUAAAAGAUGUAUGUUUUUAUCAUAUAUCGGAAGAUGUUUGUAAUGUAGAGACCAGCACCAGGAGUUUGCUACAAAGCCUAGAUAGCUCAUCUAGCAAGUAUCCGGACCUUCCUCUCCGAUCAGCUAUACUGAAGGGUCGACCAUUGUGUCGGGAAAUUACUUAUCCGUAUGCUAGCAUUUGGGCAGAUAAUGUUGAUGUUCGUAAAGCUCUCCAUAUUCGCCAGGGAACAAUAGGAGUGUGGGCUAGAUGCAACGGUGAUCACUAUUACCUGGGUAGAAAUGACAGCGAUCAUUAUGCAUAUAACGUUGAUAGUUCUCUUGAACAUCAUCGCAAUCUUACCCGAAAAAGCUGCAGAGCGUUGAUCCUAAGUGGCGAUCACGACUUGAUUUUCCCAUACAUUGGGACUAAGCAAUGGAUACAGGAUCUCCAUUUGAGUGUUGAUAGCACCUGGGCACCAUGGUUUGUUAGGGGACAAGUAGCAGGAUACACAGAGUCGUUUUCACAUAAUGACUUCACAUUGACAUUUGCCACUGUUAAGGGGGCAGGUCACGCGGCGCAAGAAUAUAGGCCUGAAGAAUGUCAAGCAAUGGCAUACAGGUGGUUAGGCCAUAAACCUCUCUGAUAAUCUGGUGUUGAAUAUUCUGCAACCAUUUGAGCUGCAAUAUGGAUGCAUCAUCAUAUUGUGUCUUUUUGAUGUCUUUAUUUACUUCAAUGUUGUCUUUAUUUAAAUGGCACUUGUGUAAGUUUUUGAUAAUGAAUAUCGUGACAAUAAAGAUUUGGUAAAUUAUAACUAUAUACUCAUCAAAU